UGUAAAUGAGUUUCUGCGAUCUUUUAUGGUACCCCACAGUUUCGACAUCGCUUUAGUAAACACAUAAAUCCAUAAUGAAUCUAACUUUGCUAUUUUAAGAGCGGCAGCAUCUCGUAAUAUCAAGUUUUUUUUUAAUGGUCAGUUGGCUGUAGUUCUGCACAGAGUCUAAUCGAGUGACUGUAUUUGAUUUUCCUCCAUAGUUUUCAAGCUGAUGUUGUGUGGUGUAUGUUUGUGACUUUGCCGUGGACCCCGUGAGACUGCAGCAUGCCUACCGUGGUGCUGAUGGAUGUGUCUCUGUCCAUGACCCGGCCGGUGGCGCAGGAUGGCAGUGAGGAGUACCAGAGGAAAAACUUGGCCGUGCACGGCCUCAACAUGCUCUUUGAACACAUGGCGUCCAAUUAUCGACUGGAGUUCACCGCACUAAUGGCCUUUUCGUCUCUCUGGGAACUUCUGGUACCUUUUACCAGAGAUUACAACGCGUUACAGGAGGCUCUAAGUAAUUUGGAGGAUUAUGAUAAGACUUGUUUUGAGUCGGCUCUCCAUGGAGUGAGCAACGUUGUUCAGCAGGAGUGGGGCAGUGCGUGUCCCUGUCAGAUGGUGCUGGUGACUGACGGUUCUCUGGGGAUCGGAAAAGGCUCUCUCCGCCAUUCCCUCCAAGCCCUGAAACAUCGCGGGGAAGACAAGAAGUUCCCACUACCGUUCCCUUUCCCAACUAAACUCUAUGUGAUGUGUGUGGCUAAUGCAGAGGAGUUGCAGAUGACCGAUGCCAUGGAGAAUUUGGAAGAACUUCUGUGUCUGAGUGGAGGGGAUGGGCAAAUCUUUACUGUGGAUGGACAGAUCUGUAUGAAGAGUGUCCAGGCCAUGUUUGGGAAGCUGAUAGACUACGCGUACACUCCCUUCCAUGCGGUUCUUCACUGUGGGAACCUGUCCUCAGAUGUUCAGGUGUUCCCCCGUCCUGAGCCCCUUAUAGUGGAUGAGGAAGUGGAACCCAUGCCACGCGCUGUCAGCUCAGAUCUGGAGAUCGUUGGAUUUGUUGAAAUUGCUGAUAUCGCCAGCCCUCCUGUUAUUUCCAGACACUUGGUUCUGCCUAUUGCUGUCAACAAAGAUGUAGAUGAGGUGAACACAGGAGCCACAGAGGAGCUGGAAGAAGAGGCUUCGACGAGUCAAAUGGCAGGGAAGAGCCCAAACUUCUGUGUCCUGCUCCACGGCAGUCUGAAGGUGGAGGGCAUGGUGGCUCUGGUCCAACUGGGGCUUGAGUGGUUUGGUAUGCUCUACUCUCAAGCAGACAGUAAAAAGAAGUCCAACCUGAUGAUGUCACUAUUUGAGCCCGGUCCAGACCCGCUGCCUUGGCUGGGGAAGAUUUCGCACUUGGGACCAAUCUCAGAAGCGGUAGAGAAUCCUUAUGGAGAGGAUGACAGUAAAAGCCCAUUUCCUGUGCAGCCUCCAGUUAAACGCAGCUACGCUCAAAAUGUCACCGUUUGGAUCAAAGCCAGCGGACUCCAGACGGAUGUGCAGAAGAUCCUAAGGAACGCCAGGAAGUUACCAGAUAAAACGCAGACUUUUUAUAAGGAGUUAAACCGGCUGAGGAAAGCUGCUUUGGCGUUUGGUUUUUGGGAGCUGCUGAAGGGAGUGGCCGAUCUGUUGGAACGCGAGUGCACCCUGUUACCAGACUCCGCCCACCCCGACGCCGCCUUCCAGCUGUCGCAUGCUGCCCAGCAGCUCAAACUAGCAAGCACUGGGGACUCUCAGUACGCCGCCUUCGACCACAACAUCGCCCCCAUGCACACGGACUUCUCCAGCUGAGCAGGAAAAAGUUUAGAGAUUUUUUCAUUUGUUUUCUCCUUUUAUUUCCAGGAUGAUUCACAGUGUAGAUUCUCACUGAAGUGUCAAAACUAUGAACGGACAAGUAUGAACAUAGUAAACAAAAACACACUGAAAAUAACUCCAAACUUGUUCUAGAGUUUAGAUUUUUAAAAAUCUCCUUUACCCUUUGCUUUUACCCUGGUUCACACUUUUGUCGUUUCUUGACCCUGAGGCUCAGCUGUGAAGUGAAAACCAUUUCAGGGACUUCAUGAAGCUCACUGAGAGAAGGACAAGAGUUUACAGCUGUCCACAAAGCAAAGGGAGGAGACUCUGAGGAUUUAGAUAUAAAUCAGAUUACUGCUGGACACUGCUUUAGCUCCUCCCUUUUGAUAGAUAUAACUACAGACAGACAUAAGGCAGUGUCCAGCAGUAAUCAGAACUGAAGAAAUAAAAAUAAAGAAAAAACAUCGAGUUGAUGUGUCCAAACUUUUGCCUGGUAGUGUGUGUGUACAUGUGAGAGGAAAACGUUCAUAUACUGAUGUCAUGUAAAGGUCAACAAACAGCUGACCCUCUGCAAUAUGAGACUUGUGUUUAUAUAUUUGUAUAAACUUUUCAAAAUAGUGAAUAGAUUUUUACAGUAUUCAUGGUUUAUUGUUACAAACGUGUCUGGAAAUUAUAAGUUUAAAUACACAGCCUCUCAAAUCAGAGUAGUAACAAGAUGAGUACAGAACUAAAAACAAAACAAACUGCAGUAGUUCUGAUCAUUGUGUUUUCCUGUUUUUGGCACCAAAGCGUGUUUUCUGUUUGUAAAGAUGCUUGAAGUUCAUAAAAAGACCUGUAGAUACGAGCGCAAUUUAUUAAUAAAUAUUAUUAACUACUUAGCAC
Messenger RNA from Periophthalmus magnuspinnatus, 2688 nucleotides. It is a transcript of the gene ints14, whose product is annotated as integrator complex subunit 14. Lineage: Eukaryota; Metazoa; Chordata; Actinopteri; Gobiiformes; Gobiidae. The record is from RefSeq and is a predicted model, not a curated record. Gene Ontology annotation, biological process: snRNA 3'-end processing. The transcript has 11 exons. The coding region runs from base 265 to 1803 and encodes 512 amino acids. Gene Ontology annotation, cellular component: integrator complex.